Fukomys damarensis (Damara mole-rat) is the source of this 3743-nucleotide messenger RNA. It is a transcript of the gene Sytl5, whose product is annotated as synaptotagmin like 5. The record is from RefSeq and is a predicted model, not a curated record. Gene Ontology annotation, molecular function: small GTPase binding; phospholipid binding; neurexin family protein binding. Gene Ontology annotation, biological process: exocytosis; intracellular protein transport. The coding region runs from base 536 to 2794 and encodes 752 amino acids. Lineage: Eukaryota; Metazoa; Chordata; Mammalia; Rodentia; Bathyergidae. Gene Ontology annotation, cellular component: plasma membrane; exocytic vesicle. The transcript has 20 exons.
UACAGUUUGUGAGUCUGAAAGAAAACAGAGCCUACAAAACUGUUAUAACCUUCAGAUUGAGACAAUCUUCAGGCUGAGUCAUGUGAAUUCUGUGGUAUUCCAGUUACAGCUGUCCUGCAGGAUGACUGCUGAUCUAUCUGAAAGCAUCAAACCAUAUGGGACACAGAAGUGUUUUCUACGUUCUGUCCCAGGAAUAUGAUUCCUGCCCUGUAGCUUUAUGAAGGAUUGAAACUGAGCAUCAUUAGUGGAACUCAGCUCCUGCCUGACUGGACAUCACAGCAGAGACUUUGGAAAUCUUUUUCAGUUAAAACAAUAAUGACUUUUUGGGAAUGUAAUCUCAGCAAAGCAUGCUUUUGCUGUAGCCUGAAAGAAUACCUAGCUACCAUCAGCAGUUCUGCAGAGGCCUUCUAAAAACCACUUUACCUGAACAACUGAGUGACUCUGGGUUGGUUGAGGUUAACCUUAGCAAUUGUAUAUAUCAAUUCACUUUCUGGAAAAUUCAAUCACUGCUACUCAGAGCUGCUGCUGAAAUAUCAUGUCCAAGACCUCAGAGUUCAUCAAUCUCUCAUUUUUAUUAGAUCAUGAAAAGGAAAUGAUCCUUGGAGUCUUGAAGAGAGAUGAAUAUCUGAAAAAAGUGGAGGAAAAGAGAAUAAGAAAGUUGAAAAAUGAACUCUUAGAAGCAAAACGUAAAAGUGGGAAGACCCAACAGGAGACCAGCAGAGUCUGUGUUCACUGUCAGAGAAACCUGGGCCUAAUCUUUGACCGAGGAGACCCAUGCCAGACCUGCUCUCUGAGGGUGUGCACUGACUGUCGGGUCGUGGGCCUCGAUGGCAGCUGGAAGUGUACUGUGUGUGCCAAAAUCGCGCAGCUAAGGAUUAUAACUGGAGAAUGGUUUUAUGAAGAAAAGGCAAAGCGUUUCAAGCAAGUCAAUGUUCUGGGCACUGAUGUUGUCCGACAGUCAAUCUUAAGAAGAAGUCCAGGAUCCGAAGAGGUACAAAGCCAAGAGCAAACCUGCCAGGAUGCAGAAAAAUCAGACACUUCACCUUCUGUUGGGCAGAAGGCCAGCCAUGGUGGUCCCAAGAGAAAAGGAUUUCUUCUUAGUAAGUUCAGAUCAGCAACCAGAGGAGAAAUUACAACUCCCAAAACUGAAAGUGGGCGGAGCUACAGCUUGGAUUUAGACAGUCAAAAUUUUCGGAGUUUGAAGUCAACUGCUGGUUCAGAAAGGGGCAGUACCUCCUCAGAUCUCAUUGACCAGGAGACUGGACCUGGGACUCCAAAGAGCAGCUGGAGCAAUGUUGUGACACCAGUCACUCAGAGGUCACCAGCUCCAAGCACACGCAGCAUUACCUCAGUCAGCAGUAGAGAGCAUGGUUUUGAAAACUCCAUGGGUUUGUCUGCCACUAAAUGCACCUCUGAGGAAUUCGCAAAGACUCAUCGCAGAAAUAUGUCCAGCACACCUUCCAUAGCAGUGUCUGGGACCUCCCUCUCCUCAGACCGGAGUCGAUCUGAGUUAGAUUUGAGUGAGUCAUUUACAGAAGACUUGGAGGAUAAUGUGAGCAUAAGAAGCAGGUCUGUCCCUGGGGCUUUAGACAAAGACUUGAAUUCCUUGGAAGAGACUGAAGGUGAUGAGGAUUUAGUGUCUUCUCAGUUUUCUGCAAACACCUGCAGUCUGGCAAGUGGCCUGUCAACUAAUUCUCAAGCAGGCUCUGACAGGAAGUGGACCUACCUAAGUGUGCCUGAUGCUGAUUCAGACACUACCAGCCUUAACAGUAUGAUGAGUGUUUACAGUGAAACAGGCGACUACGGCAGUGUGAAGGUCAGCGGUGAAAUCCAGCUCCACAUCAGCUACUGCUACAAAACUGGCGGGCUCAACAUUUUUGUCAAGAAUUGCCGAAAUCUGGCCAUAGGUGAUGAAAAGAAACAAAGGACAGAUGCUUACGUCAAGUCAUACCUUCUUCCUGACAAGUCCCGAAACAAUAAACGCAAGACCAAAAUCAGAACAGGAACCAACCCAGAAUUUAAUGAAACACUAAAGUAUACCAUCAGCCAUACUCAGCUGGAAACAAGGACUCUUCAGCUCUCAGUCUGGCACUAUGAUCGGUUUGGACGUAACAGCUUCCUCGGCGAGGUGGAGAUUCCUUUUGACUCAUGGAACUUUGAAAAUCCAUGUGAUGAAUGGUUUGUGCUUCAGCCCAAGGUGGAAUUUGCUCCGGAUAUUGGCCUUCAGUACAAAGGAGAGCUGACUGUUAUUUUACGAUACAUUCCCCCAGGGGAAAGCGUCAUGCUUCCACUAGGACAACUUCAAGGAAAGAAAGCCUCCAAAAAGGGAAAGAAAAAAGAGUCAUCUGUAAUCUCUGGAGGAAUACUAGAAGUGUUCAUCAAAGAAGCAAAGAAUUUGACAGCAGUGAAAUCAGGAGGCACUUCUGACAGUUUUGUGAAGGGCUAUCUGCUCCCUGAUGAUAGCAAAGCCACCAAGCACAAAACGGCAGUCAUAAAAAAGUGUGUGAAUCCUCAGUGGAAUCAUACUUUCGAGUUCAGUGGCCUGUAUCCCCAAGAUAUAAACAAUGUUUGUCUAGAGCUUACCAUCUGGGACAAGGAGGCCUUUUCCAGCAAUAUCUUUCUAGGAGGAGUUCGUUUGAAUUGUGGAAGUGGUGUGAGUCAUGGGAAAAACGUGAACUGGAUGGACGCUCAGGGGGAAGAGCAGAGCCUGUGGCAGAAGAUGGCCGAAAACCCUGGAUCGCCCGUAGAGGGAGUACUUAUGCUCCGUUCCAGCAUGGGGAAGUGUACUCUCUGAAGAGACAAGUUCUUCAAGAAUGAGACUCUAGGAACUGUCUGGUUGCCAUUCCUGACAAAUAGCAGGCAGGGACUUUGGAUUCUGCUUCCCUGCCAGUUUUCACCCGAGGAGACUGGGACAUCAGGGGCAAGAAAGGGGAUAGUGGUGUGAACAUUUAGGGUCAUCAUGCUGGGUUCCUGAAAACAUCAAGUACUUUUACUUUUUGAGUGUGAUAAUGCACAGCUAUAAUGCCAGGACUCUGGGAGGCUGAGGCAAGAAGACUGAGUUUGAGUCCAGCCGGAGCUAUUUAGUGUCUUAACGAGACCCUGUCUCAAAAUAAAAAGAUAAAAAGGACUAGAUAUGCAGAUCUGUGCAUGGGUCCUGAGUUCAGUCCCCCAUAUCCUCCAACCAAACAAAAAAGUACCUCUCUGUGUCUAUGGACAAUAGAAAGUGGCUCACAAUGUCCUGUCAACAAAAUUGGGCAACAAUUCAUAGCGUUUAUAUAAUCUCAGAAAUAGCUCAAGCUUAUUCGAAGCUAUGGUUGAGAUUUAGGAGUGCCCAACUUUUAUUUAAUUAUAAGUUCAUUGAUGUUUCUUCAAGCGGUGAGAGGAAGAAGGAGACCACCAAGAAAGUAGAAAUUCCUGUGGUCCAAAGGCAUGAUAAGGAUGGUUGAUGGAGUGACAGGCUGGUCCUGUCGCAAACUUGGGGAUUGACCAGAUAAUGCUCUAAGAUAGACUGACAGUGCUUCUUAUUAGUUCCAUGUAAUUUAUUAUCUAAAUCAGCCUACUUUUGAGAGUGAAAGGAGCUAAAAAAUUACUUCUGAACAGUGAUAUAAACUAGCAGUGAUCUAAGAAAAUUGGGAUAUAGGGUCAUCCUACUGAGAGAACUCCGUUGUAAACAUUUAUUUUAUAAAAUAUUCUAAGUCAUUAACUAUAAAAUGAUAAAAAAAUUAUGGUCAACAUAUUGUUCA